Molecule: messenger RNA, 2696 nt
Organism: Nipponia nippon (crested ibis)
Lineage: Eukaryota; Metazoa; Chordata; Aves; Pelecaniformes; Threskiornithidae
Source: RefSeq, a predicted model, not a curated record
AUGGUUUUAUACACUUCCCCAUUUCCCAACAGCUUUCUGUCAGUUCUGCAUUCUUUUUCCUGGGGCCUGAUUUUCCCAUGUUACUGGUUAGCAGAUAGGCUUGUGGCCUCUUUUGUUCCAACGACCUAUGAAAAACGUCAAAGAGCAGAUGAUCCAUGCUAUUUUCAUGCACUCUGCAUCAUUAUUACCACUCCCAUCUACUUGGCACUGUUGGUAGCCUCUCUUCCUUUUGCUCUGAUUGGCUUCUUGUUAUGGUCCCCACUCCAGUCAGCCAGAAGGCCAUAUAUCUACUCCAGACUAGAAGACAAGAACCAUGCCAAUGGAGCCACACUGCUCACUGAAUGGAAGGCUGCAGGGAAUGGGAAAAGCUUCUGCUUUGGCAGUGCCAAUGUUUGCUUGCUGCCAGAUUCUCUGGCAAGAUUUAAUAAUGUUUUCAAUACCCAGGCUAGGGCUAAAGAGAUUGGCCGGAGGAUCCGAAAUGGGGCAAGCAGGCCACAGAUCAAAAUAUAUAUAGAUUCUCCUACCAACACAUCCAUCAGUGCAGCAAGUUUUAGCAGCUUGGUCUCCCCCCAGGGGGGAGAUAACACUAAUCGUACUGUUAAUGCCGGCAUCAAAAGGACAACAUCAAUGGAGUAUAAAGGAGACAAUUCUGGCUCAAACAACAGUGAGGAUAGUAGAGAAGAUAAAGGUGGACCCGGAGAGCCAAAUGAGGGAGAAGAAAACACUUGCAUUGUCCGCAUCAAUGGAGAGGAUAAUGGCCACAUGUCAGACGCAGAAACAGAUACCAUCAAUGGCCAGGCUCAUGCCAGUGGCCCAGCAGAGCCCUCACUGGAAGGUGACGCAGAGAUCUCAAAAACACCUAACCACAAACAGAAGGAAGGAGAUUCUGGGAGUUUAGACAGCUACUCUGCCUCACGAGAGUCUUUAGUCAAAGUUCGCGUUGGAGAUGGUACAGUGGACCAAAGCACUGUCAACAACAAGCUCCUCUACAAAGCUUCAAUCAUGAAGAAGACUUCAGUGCGGAAAAAGAAACAUACAGAUGAGACCUUUGAUCACGAGAUCUCUGCUUUCUUCCCUGCCAACUUGGACUUUCUGUGUUUGCAGGAAGUGUUUGACAAAAGAGCUGCGGAGAAAUUGAAAGAGCAGCUUCAUCACUAUUUUGAAUACAUUGUCUAUGAUGUUGGGGUCUACAGUUGCCAUGGCUGCUGUAGCUUUAAGUUUGUGAACAGUGGUCUACUUUUUGCCAGCCGCUAUCCUGUUAUGGAUGCUGCCUAUCACUGUUACCCCAAUGGAAGAGGAACGGACUCCUUGGCUUCCAAGGGAGCCUUGUUUCUCAAGGUGCAAGUGGGAAGUACACCUCAGGACCAAAGAAUUGUGGGAUACAUUUCCUGCACUCACUUGCAAGCUAUUGCAGGAGAUACUACUGUUCGGUGUGAGCAACUGGAUAUGCUUCAAGAUUGGCUGUCUGAAUUCAGAAAAUCUACCUCCUCCUCCAGUACAGCCAAUCCAGAGGAGCUGGUGGCUUUUGAUGUGAUCUGUGGAGAUCUCAACUUCGAUAACUGCUCCUCUGAGGACAAGCUGGAGCAACAGCAUUCUCUGUUUACACACUACAAAGACCCAUGUCGACUUGGUCCUGGGGAGGAUAAACCAUGGGCAAUCGGUACCUUGUUGGAUCCUGAAGGAUUAUAUGAUGAUGAAGUGUGCACUCCAGACAACCUACAGAAGGUGCUGGAAAGUGAAGAAGGAAGGAAAGGAUACUUAGUCUAUCCCACCAGCAAGAACCACAGUUCCAGUCAAAAGGGGAGGAAGGCAUCACUGAAAGGAAACGGGAGGAGGAUUGACUAUAUGCUCUAUACAGAAGAAGGUCUCUACCUGGAAUGGAAAGUGGAAGUGGAAGAGUUCAGCUUUAUUACCCAGCUAGCAGGCUUGACAGACCACCUACCCGUAGCAAUGCGUCUCAUGGUGUCUACAGGAGAAGAUGACCCUUAAAACUGACCAGCUCUGAGAGGUUAGAAGAGGGAAACGUUAACGAUAUUAAGAAAAUAUCAGAGCAUAAGAACGAACUAUUCUGGUGCCACGUUAGGAAAGAUGACCAGACCUGACCCGGGCUACUCCCAGAAUGUACCAACAACGGCGGAUAUAAGAAGGGAAGAAAUGGAAGGGGUUGUGGCCAAAAGCCACUGUCGCAAGUUGCUCAGGCAACAGGGCAGGCCUGUACUACCAUGCUUUCACUGUGGACCGAACGGAACCAAGAUGGAAGUCCUAAUUCCUUCUGAACCAGUGCCAUUCUUACUAAAACAUGUUUUUAUACUAAUAUAUAGCACAAUUUAGUUUGUAAUUAGUCUGUGAGUUAGUGCUGCUCAAUGGUUUUUUGCAUAAUUUCUUUGUAUAACUAAGAAGCUAAAGCUUUUUUUCUUUUUUUAGCCUGUUAAAGUUGUAGUAGCGUGCUUGCAUCAGUAGCAUGCGCCCGCACUGCAUGCCACUCUGAGAUAAAAUAGUCAGUAAGGUACCAUGGGGAAUAUCAGAAUGGAAGCGAGUUCAAAAAUCAGAUACCAGCCAAAGCAAGGCAUUCUGGGACUGGCAAACCCUUCCGUCCUUACAGAUGGACCUUAAACCAACGAAAAACUCUAUCUAGAUUUGCAGACCAGUAUCUUCCUGUCCGAUUUAAGGAUACUUAAAAGAUUUGGAAUUAAGAC